GCAAAGCACAUGAACACUCGCGGUGGGAAAACAACGUAAUCACAGGGGAGGUCCCUGAUAUUCGCAGGUGGCCUGAACGCACCAUUAACCCCAACCCCUACUGGCUGAGCUGAGAGAUGACUAUGUGAAGGCGGAACACUACCCAAGUGUAAGAUUUAAGCCCUGGCGGGAAUCCGAAAAGUCACAGGCUGUUUUUUUCCACCAGCUUGAGCUUUAAUUUGCGAUUUCGUUAGAGCAGAUCCCUGCAUAAACCCGAAUAUGGUUCGUACAAAGGCUGAUGGUGUACCUGGGACGUACAGAAAGGCUGUGGCUGCAUCCGCACCAAGAAAGUCGCUUGGAUCCUCCAGCUCUGCAAAUGCAUCCUGUAAUUCUCAAGCAAGUGCUUCUGCCAAAAGUAAGUAUGCUGGCGGUAAUCCUGUGUGCCCGAGGCCGACUCCUGCGUGGCAGAAGGGCAUUGGGGAUUUUUUUGGCGGACCUAGCCGAAAACCAGAGAAGGAGAACGAGCUGCCAUUAUCGGAGGAAGAAGCUGGUAGCAGCAGUGCAUCCAAGGCUCCUAGGAGAGCCAGACCACUGUCAGAUGAUGAAGAGGAUGAAUGAAGUGUGUACGCCUGUUUAUUUUAAGCAAUUUUAAAUGAUUUGGGUCGUAAUGUGUUUUUUUUUUUUUUUUUUUUUUUUUUUUUUUGUAUAUUUUUGUACAUAGCUUCUUUAUCGAUGAAGAGAUCAAUAAAUGACACUUCUCUCUUUCAUCUUUGUGUGAAUGUACUGGUGCCUCUUUUGAUACUGUAUGAAUAAAAGUUAACAUUUCCA
This is a messenger RNA of Alosa alosa (allis shad), 807 nucleotides long. It is a transcript of the gene pclaf, whose product is annotated as PCNA clamp associated factor. The record is from RefSeq and is a predicted model, not a curated record. Gene Ontology annotation, biological process: regulation of cell cycle; translesion synthesis. Gene Ontology annotation, molecular function: chromatin binding. Gene Ontology annotation, cellular component: nucleus. Lineage: Eukaryota; Metazoa; Chordata; Actinopteri; Clupeiformes; Clupeidae. The transcript is spliced from 4 exons. Bases 259 to 597 code for a protein of 112 amino acids.